UAUAAAUAUUAUUCUCCCGACUAAUAAUCCAAAUUUUCUGCAACGGCGUCUCUCGCUUUAUUAUAACAGCACUGUGUGAUUUCGUUCGCGAUGACAAGUGUUUCUGAAGCAACUUAUAAAGGGAACUGAUAGCAGAAGAUGUAGUUCAGUCUCCGAUCUCGCGCUCGUCCAUGCAUCAUUUCGAGCUGAUCGUGCGCCCCAGUUUUCUCGUGAUCAGUGAACGAGUGUACCGCGAAAUUCUGAACGAUUUUUCAAAGAAUAAAAAGGGGGGAAACGUUUUGUAACGAUCAAGGAAAAGUGUAAUAACAUCUAGCCGCCAUUCAUGGAGAAUUACACGUCAGACUCCAGCGAUUCGGAUUCCAGCGCGAAGACGCUGGAUCUGUCCUACUUGAUGCUGGACACCCAGGUGCUGAACGACCAUUUCGUGAACGCCAAGUGUCCGCAGCAAGUGGACACGCUGUUACUCCACCAGAACCGGCUGGCCAACAUUCCGCAGAACAUCGUCAGAUUCACGAACUUAAAUUCCUUGGACAUAUCGAACUGCGGCUUGAACGAACUGCCGGAUUUUCUUGGGGACUGCCCGUUGUCCUGUCUGGUGGCGAAACACAACAACCUGACAAACGAUUCUCUGCCGAAAUGCUUCGAGAAUCUGUCGGGUCUCAGGGAGUUGAAUCUCAGUGGGAAUAGACUGACGGAAUUCCCGGAUCAAAUUCUCGAAAUCGCCGAGCUGAAGUACCUCUACCUGGGUGGAAAUUACAUCAGUGACGUUAGCAAGGAUGUAUGGAAAUUGCAAAGAUUGCAAGUGUUAUCGAUGGGAGGCAACAGGUUAACAGAGGUUCCAUCCACGUUAGGCGAGCUGAAGUGUCUCCAGGCGUUGGUACUAUGCGAUAACAUGCUGGAGAAUUUACCUAGCUCCAUAGCGAAGCUGACGAACCUGAAAUCGUUGUUACUUCAUAAAAACAGACUUAGAACACUGCCGACUGAAAUUAUUACUUUGAAGUGUUUAACCGAGUUAUCGUUAAGAGAUAAUCCACUGGUAGUAAGAUUCGUAUCGGACAUGACGCACAAUCCUCCAUCCCUUUUGGAACUGGCUGCCAGAGUGAUCAAGACUGCCGACAUUCGGUACGACGAGGAGAGCUUACCGAAAAACCUAGUGGAGUAUCUAAACAGCGGUCAUCGUUGCGUCAAUCCGAAGUGUAAAGGUGUAUUCUUCUAUAACAGAGUGGAACACGUGAAAUUCGUCGAUUUCUGUGGCAAAUAUCGUCUGCCAUUGUUGCAGUACCUCUGCAGCAGGAAGUGCGUGGAGUCGCGGGAUGGCGACGAAGUGGUCAGCGGCGCCAUGAUAAGGAAAGUUCUCCUCGGUUGACGAACAAGUCGCUAUAGUUCCUUUCAUCUUAAAGAUAUGAUCAUGCGUUUGAAAAACGAUGGGAAAGGAUCAGUGUUGGAUGUUCGAGUUAGGUCUCAAUUCUCUUUUCUUUAAAUUCGACAUUUGACAAACGCUGUCGUCGACAGUCGCAUAGGAAACUAAUUACACCAGUUAUACUAAUGGAAUUAGACAAUCGUUUCCUGAAUCCCAACGACUAUUCCUGUUGGAUUCAAUCAUCCAGACGUCGCGUUUGGAACUUGAACUUUUCCCAAGGAUUGCCUCCAUCUGAAAGAAAUCCUCUCCAUUUAUCUCCAAUAUUUACCAUUUGUAUUUUACAAAAAUAAACUUGUUGUUGAGUUGA
Molecule: messenger RNA, 1727 nt
Organism: Osmia lignaria (orchard mason bee)
Lineage: Eukaryota; Metazoa; Arthropoda; Insecta; Hymenoptera; Megachilidae
Product: leucine-rich repeat-containing protein 58
Cellular component (GO): cytoplasm
Molecular function (GO): protein binding
Source: RefSeq, a predicted model, not a curated record